UAAAAUAUUUCGUUCAAAUCGUUCUUUUGCGCGCAUGGGAUGUCCGCAUUAAAACCUUCCUGAAGGAUAAACGGAAUGCCUUCCCGAAAUAUAUUUUAUUAAAUCGGAUUGGUAACACUAAAGUACCGAUGACUUUAUUUCCGAAAAUGGAUGCAGACACGGCGGAUAAGGACGAAAAACCGGAUAACACGAAUACGCAAGAUGAUGCCGACCAAAAACAAGAUGAGGAGUUUAAGGUUCUGCAAUUGUUUAGGGACAUGAUAGCUAGAUUCUCUAGCGAGGAUGAUAAGAAGACUGAGGGAGAUGUAUCAAAAGAGGAAGAAACUACAACAGCAGAUGAAAACUUCAGUCCUGAUGGGCUACCAUCCAGAAUGAAUAGUCCUAUACCCAUGUACGGUGGGACUAUGGACCAGCAUACGUUGGCAAUGCCAGAGGACACUGGUAAUACGGGCCAAGACGAUAUAGUUACUAAUUCAG
Messenger RNA from Anneissia japonica, 477 nucleotides. RefSeq lists its product as uncharacterized. Lineage: Eukaryota; Metazoa; Echinodermata; Crinoidea; Comatulida; Comatulidae. The record is from RefSeq and is a predicted model, not a curated record. The transcript is spliced from 2 exons. The annotation marks the transcript as partial.